AUACCACCACCCUAAUCUUCCAAAAACAACAACACACUCUUGUGAGAAGCAGCAGCAGGAGAGAAGAAGCCGCCAGAAAAAAAGAUGCCAGCCGGACAUGGGUUAAGAUCUCGAACAAGAGACUUGUUCGCAAGAGGGUUCAGGAAGAAGGGAACCAUCCAUCUCUCGACAUAUCUAAGAACAUAUCAUGUCGGUGAUUAUGUCGAUAUUAAGGUUAAUGGUGCUGUUCACAAAGGCAUGCCCCAUAAGUUCUACCAUGGCCGUACUGGUCAGGUCUGGAAUGUCACCAAACGUGCUAUUGGUGUUGAGAUGAACAAACAGGUUGGAAACAGGAUUAUCAAGAAGAGAAUUCAUGUGCGCAUUGAACAUGUGAUGCCAUCCAGGUGCAAUGAAGAGUUGAAAAUGAGGAUCAAGAAGAACGAUCAACUGAAGGCAGAGGCUAAGGCGAAGGGUGUGGUGAUCAGUACCAAGAGGCAACCAUUGGGACCCAAGCCAGGAUUUAUGGUGGAAGGAACUACUCUCGAAACUGUAACUCCCAUCCCCUAUGAUGUUGUCAACGAUCUUAAGGGUGGAUAUUAAGUUUAAAGUUUGUUUUAAAACUUUUUGGCAGUUUAUGUUUCAUGACUUUGUUAUGUUUAAUGUACUUUAUUUUUAAUUUCGACUGGAUCUGUCUCUCUUCAAUGAAAACCGAGUUUUGGGUUA
Messenger RNA from Erigeron canadensis, 702 nucleotides. Its product is annotated as 60S ribosomal protein L21-1-like. The transcript is spliced from 2 exons. Gene Ontology annotation, biological process: translation. The record is from RefSeq and is a predicted model, not a curated record. Bases 85 to 579 code for a protein of 164 amino acids. Gene Ontology annotation, molecular function: structural constituent of ribosome. Gene Ontology annotation, cellular component: ribosome; cytosolic large ribosomal subunit. Lineage: Eukaryota; Viridiplantae; Streptophyta; Magnoliopsida; Asterales; Asteraceae.